AGGAGCACAUUAUAUCUGUGUGGAAUGCAAGCCAUCAGUGGUGUGCUAUCACACAACCCAGACACAAGUGAUGCCUUGAUGUUGUGUUAGAAUUUUACAAUAGUGGACACCAUGAAAGUGAGUCCUGCCAGGCACCACACAACCUACUGCACAAUGAAGAAAUCAGCAUACGAGGCCACAGCCUCAGGAUCCUCCUGUGCGGUCAGCCGGCAUAGCAGCAGUGGCAGCUGUAGUCCAGCUGGUGGCAGCCCUGCACCCAAGGAGGAACUGAAUGUGUCUCUCCAGCAACUGCGUGAGGAAUACUGCCGGUCAGUGCAGGACGGCCUCUCCCGCAGCCACACUCCAUCCAAGCAGCCUCUUGAUACUGGUGUCUCCAUUCGACAGCUGACUCGGAGCAUGAACGACCUGCGCGGUGUAGGUCGCGACUCCCCGUGUUCCAUUAUAGAGUGUGACCGACCCGCCCUGGCCUCUGUCAACGUGAAGGCCUUGACACGGAGCUUUUCUGACCUGACGCGACUAAACAGUGAGCCUCUUGGGCCCACAACCCCCACCACGCCCAGACAUCUCUCCCCAACACACUCUGUCAACGUCAAGAAGUUGCGGGCAAGUUAUGGUGACCUGCACAGACUGACCAGCGGUGAGUCAGGCGGCCUGUGGGAGUACGGUGGUGUCUCGCCCUCCCUCCCUCACUCCCACGCUAUGAAGCCAGGCAACAGCACCUACAAAGCUUGUAGCAAGUUACCUCUCCCCACAGAGUCCAGAAUUCCUAUUCUGAAACCCUCCCCUCACAAAAGUACUACCCAAAUCCCUAAACUGAGUAAAAAAGAACCCGAGUCCUCGCCACCUAAGCCGUUGCUCGCCCCUAAACCCACUUCCACCCUACCCUGCCCUUCCAGCUCCCUCCCACAGCACGCCACGGCGUCGCGUCCAGGCAAAUUCGUCCUAAGCAAUACAAGUAAGUCCGCCGCCAAGACAGACACCUCCACCAAAAAGCCAAAAAUAUUAUCAGUCCAGCCUUCUCAGGGAACAUCAGGGGUGCAGGACAAAAAGACAGCUCACAAAACCGCCACUAAGCAAAAUCUGGCUAAGGCUGACAGUACUGAUGGUGAAGCCGUCAUCGCCGAAUACCAGAGGGGCGACUCUCCCACCAUGGUCGAUCUUGGGGGGCGCCGCUCAAAGCCCCCUGCUCCUAAUAACAACAAAACCAACAUCAACAAUAAUAACACCAACAACAACAAUGAUGCCGCACCAUCGCCGCCUAGGGCCAGCGUGUACACGGGCGUCUCCGUCAAACACCUGCGACGGAGCUACUGUGACCAGGCGCGGCUGUGUGAGGCCCUGGACGAGGCGGGCAGGGCAGGCAGCGGUCGUAAACCAUACAUCACCAAAGCCAAUGUGGCGCGUAUAUGCGCUUCCUUGGUGGGGCCCAUCCCUCCCCCACCCCGCACUCCCCCGCGGCGGCACAUCAGCACGGGGGUGUCAGUAAACCUCAUGGUGAGUGGCCCUCUCCUCCACCCUCGCUGUCUCCACCUUUUCCCGCACCUGCGCCUCCAUACACACUCAUCUCAUCCUCUCACACUGCACUUUGGGCCUUUUCCAGCCUCUGACACGCCUCUCGAGACUCGCUUGCUUGUUGUGCUCAUUUGUUAUUGUUGUUGCUGUUGCUCCGCUGUGCAUGUUAGCUAAAACAUAUGUUUCAUGUUUUGCAAACAUAUUAUUUAUUUGUCGUUAUUAUUAUUUAUUUAUUUAUUUAUUUUUAUUUAUUGAUUUAUUUAUUUUUCUUUUUUUUUUACUUACGCACGCAUGUUAUGAUGUAUAUUCUUAAUUAUGUUGGUGCUAGUUUGCGAGGUAUGAUUCAUAGGUGACUUACUGGUUUGUUAUGAC
Molecule: messenger RNA, 1884 nt
Organism: Scylla paramamosain (green mud crab)
Lineage: Eukaryota; Metazoa; Arthropoda; Malacostraca; Decapoda; Portunidae
Exons: 10
Coding region: 112-1686 (524 amino acids)
Source: RefSeq, a predicted model, not a curated record